Messenger RNA from Racocetra persica, 681 nucleotides. The record is from the annotation of a GenBank genome assembly. Lineage: Eukaryota; Fungi; Glomeromycota; Glomeromycetes; Diversisporales; Gigasporaceae.
GUAGUUCCUCGUUUUUUACCGGCAGCCUUAAAGACUGUAACUGACAUUCAGCAAGAAAGGCUAAACGAAAGUAAAGAGAAAAUUAAGGAAGAUGCGUCAUCACCGCUUCAGAAAAUUAAAUCUGUGGAACAUGCAUCUAAUUCCCCGGUGCAUUUAUCGAUUUCUGAACGUCUUGCAAAACAUACACCAGGUCCAAACUCAACCAAAAGUAAUCAGAGUAAUUCUUUAGAUGUUAAGGAUGAUUCUACGCAAGGUUUACCAGAUGAAGAUCCAGAAAAGGCUGCAAAGUUUCGUGAAAAUGAGGCAUGGUCUAAAGCUCUACAAAAGGCACGAGCCGAAAAAAUUAAAGAUGACCCCAAAUUAUUAAAGAAAACGAUUGCCAAGACUCAAGCUGAACAGCAACAAAAAAUGACUGCAAACAUUCAAGCUCGUAUUGAUGCAAAGAAAAAUAAGAAGCGAAAAAAUCUUAAGGUAGGGUUUUGUAAUGCUUUGACAAUUGAAUUGCAAACAAUGGAUACGCAAAAGAAUGGGAAACGUCACCACUAUGCGAGUGACCAGGAAGACACAGUAUUUGUACACCAUUUUUCUAUUCAAAGUUUUCUUAACGGCUUUCUUGGUCGAAACCUACCAAAAGUUCACCAGAAAAAUAGAUUCAAAAUCCCUCCACCAUCCAACAGGUAG